AGGGUUUGAAAAAGUUUAUGAGUUUGGUAGAAUAUUCAGAAAUGAAGGGAUUUCAAAUCGUCACAAUCCAGAAUUUAAAGCAAUGAAAUGGAGCAUAAGAUUAAGGCCUGGAAGAUUUUUCACAGUUCCUUCACAGAAACAUGAGGAAGAACAACAAUCUGGUGGAUCAUGCAAGGAAAGUUCAUCCCAGCUUGUUUCAUUCUCUUUAUCUCAUGCCAACAUUCCUCUACCACCUACCUUAGAGUUGAAGGAUUCUUCAGAAAUGGAUAUGUCUGAUGUUCAAAAGAAUCUCAAAUGUUUGUAUGAGUACAAUGUCAUGCUGAGGGAGAAAUUUUUAUCUGUGCAAUCUAUGCUUCUUGAGUUAGCAACAAAGUUCUUGCCUUCUGCAAAUGAUGACAUUCCUAACACCUCAAAGUUUUUCAAGCAAGUGUGAGUAUGCAUCAGUAUGUUUUUCCAGAAGUCCUUUUUUUGUAAUUUACUAUCAUUCUAGUCAUAGAAAUUUAGUAUAGUUUAGUUACAAGUAAUUUAGUUGCUGCUGUUGACAAUUUGUGGUAUCUAAAAGAUGGAAUACAUACUGUAGUCUUGAAAAAACUUUCAGAAAAUGGUAAGAGCUAUGUGGGUUUUACAGUUUUAUUUUUGUAUGAUACUUCAAGCACUGAUAUGUAGACUUAUCUCAGUUUUUGGUGGAUCCUACUCCAUUUUCUAGGAUCUUGCAGGCAAAGGACACCAAGUGAAUUCGAUAGAGAGGUUAAGAACUUGAGGGUGGCAUUUACUGACCUGUUUUUGAAGCAUAACACUUUCAAAGAAACUGCAAAGCCAUCGAGAUAUUGAUGCAAACAAUGGAAGAAUGUAUUUCACUAAUUUUUUUAUACAUUUCUUGUUUUGUAUUUAGUGAUAAAGGAAUCUGAAUUGGGCAUAAAUUAUGUUGUAAUAUGAUUUUUUAAGCCUAGACUAGUAGACUAAAUAUUGUAAUUACAUUUGAGUAAUUAAUAAAAAUCUAUUUAUGUUA
Messenger RNA from Humulus lupulus (European hop), 1009 nucleotides. RefSeq lists its product as uncharacterized. The transcript is spliced from 3 exons. The record is from RefSeq and is a predicted model, not a curated record. Bases 83 to 433 code for a protein of 116 amino acids. NCBI's taxonomy places the organism in Eukaryota, Viridiplantae, Streptophyta, Magnoliopsida, Rosales, Cannabaceae.